Prunus dulcis (almond) is the source of this 495-nucleotide messenger RNA. RefSeq names its product protein PHLOEM PROTEIN 2-LIKE A1-like. The coding region runs from base 1 to 495 and encodes 164 amino acids. Lineage: Eukaryota; Viridiplantae; Streptophyta; Magnoliopsida; Rosales; Rosaceae. The record is from RefSeq and is a predicted model, not a curated record. The transcript is spliced from 3 exons.
AUGGGGGGUGGGUAUUCAAGUCCUUCCCCACCUCCGCCACCUCCCCCACCUCCCCCACCUCCGCCUCCUCCCCCACCUCCCCCACCGCCGCUUCCACACAACUAUGAAGCUAUUUUGAGAGAAGCUGACUCACCCAUCAACAAAUCCUCAGUGGAAAAACUCCUUGAACAGCUCCGUUCUGGAAUAACCUUAAACCAAAAGAGAAAGAAGUAUUGGGUUGACAAGAAGUCCAACAACUGCUUUAUGGUGUAUGCAAGGGAUCUCUCGAUCUCUUGGGCUGAAGACGAUCGUAACUGGCUCUGGCCCUCCCUGCAAGAAACCAGUGGUGUCUUCAUUGAUGCUGCUGAAAUGAUUAAUGAAUGUUGGCUAGAAGUGCAUGGACAAUUUGAGACUACAAAGCUGUCACCAGGAACUCUGUAUGAAGUUGCGUUCGUGGUCAAGCUGAAAGCUUCAGCUCAUGGAUGGGAUAAAGUAUACCAUGGGUAUUUUUGGUAG